Phycodurus eques (leafy seadragon) is the source of this 8005-nucleotide messenger RNA. It is a transcript of the gene nin, whose product is annotated as ninein (GSK3B interacting protein). NCBI's taxonomy places the organism in Eukaryota, Metazoa, Chordata, Actinopteri, Syngnathiformes, Syngnathidae. The coding region runs from base 104 to 6211 and encodes 2035 amino acids. The record is from RefSeq and is a predicted model, not a curated record. The transcript has 27 exons. Gene Ontology annotation, cellular component: centrosome; pericentriolar material; ciliary transition fiber. Gene Ontology annotation, molecular function: calcium ion binding. Gene Ontology annotation, biological process: microtubule anchoring at centrosome; centrosome localization; centrosome-templated microtubule nucleation.
UCAAUUAGCCUGAGUGGCUAAUCAGUUGUAAUUGGAUUAGCCAAAGCCUGCACUGCUAACGAGGCUGAAGCAGUGUGUGUGUGGCACUCUGGAACAAAGAUCGAUGUUUCCGCACUCUUUAGCCAGGCUGCUGUCCCGUGGGAUGGAUGACGUCCUGGAGCAGGACCAGUACGAGGAGCGGCUGAAGGAAGUUUUCGAUGGCUUUGACGCCAGCGGCUGCGGCUCACUGUGCCCGGAGGAGCUGGCCGACCUCUGCCUGUCGCUGCACCUGGAGGAUACCGCACCAGCCCUCCUGGACGCGCUGCUGCAGGCGCGGGACAGCCUCACUGAAAGGGUCAACUUUGACCAGUUUAAGGAUGCACUGAUUCUGGUGUUGUCAUCCGGCAUCAAGGGACCCCAAGUGCAACAGGAAGUACCAUCUAGACCAGAGUCCCCCGACAUACAGCCUAAGUUUGUGAAGGGCAGCAAACGUUAUGGCCGCCGCUCCAAGCCGGAAUUGGUCAACACCUUUUCAGACGAAGACGCGCACAACCAAGACGAAGACACGCCAGGCAACGAGGACACCAAGGACAACUAUGACUCGGCUAUUCCAAGGAAGCGUGAGCGCUGGAAUGCAGAUGAAACGAGCACAGAGGAGUAUGAAGCAGAAGGCCAGCUGCAUCUGUGGAACCCUGACGAGCCGAGCACGCCUCGAGGAUGUGUCGUGGGUCCGUUGAAGGAGAGGCUCCAGGAAGCCUGCGAGGAGUUGGCCAUAUCGUGGCACGGAUGCGCUGGCCACAUGGAACUGAUCGCUCUGUGCGACUAUCUGGGCUUGGAGAUAAGUGCAGAUGUACUCCAUGGUUUAAACGGCGAUGGAUGGAUCAACGUUCAAGAGUUUGUCUCCAUGGUUUUAAAGUACAACAAGCCUGCCACCCCGUCUGCAUCCACUCCUUACAGGCAGCUGAAAAGACACCACUCCACUCAGCCCUUUGAUGAGGUCGGCCGCCGGAUCGCCACCCAUUCCACCCUGACGAGCAGCAUCGGCACUCGUCUCUUCUCCAACCUGGACGACGGCACCGGCUUCACUCCGGUCGAGUCUAUCAUGGACGCCUGGAUGGAAGAAGGCAUAGAAAACAGCAUUGAAAUUCUGCAGGCGUUGAACUUCGGUCUCGACGGCAAGCUGAGUCUGUCCGAUCUGACCUUCGCGCUGGAAAAUGAACUCCUGGCCACCAAGAACGGCAUCCACCAGGCGGCACUGGCCAGUUUCAAAGCAGAAAUCAGACAUCUCCUAGAGCGCAUCGAGGGCGAACUGAGGGAGAAGGAGAAAAUUCGUUCGGACCUGGAAAAGGCAGAGAGGCUUAAAACCCAGCUGGCCACUGAAGUGGACGAGCAUCACUCUUCGAUCGAGCACAAAAACAAUCUUAACCUCAGGAAGCUAGAGGAGGAACACCGAGAGAAGCUGGCAGCGGUGCGGUCGGCACUGAUGAAGGAGAUGGACCUGAUCCGCCAGCAGGCGGCGCAGCAACGUGAGGCGCUGGAGGCUGAGGUGGACAAGAUCAAGGAGGACGAGUCCUUUCUCAGGGACCACCUCUCCAUCUCGGUCAAGGAAAACAGAUGUCUGGAGAUGGACUUGCUGGACUGCAGUCAAAAACUGAUGGAAGCCCAAAGCCAAGUGACACAACUGCAGGCCAGUUUGGACAACAUCAUGAAAGAGAAGUUCGGUGACUUGGACCCUGGCAGUGCUGACUUCCUCCUGCAGGAGGAGCGCAUUAAGCAGCUGCGACUGGGCUACGAAGCGCAGUGCAGGGAGUUGCAGGAUCGCGUGGAUGAACUGGAGUCCGAGCUGCAGGACUUUCACAGCGUGGGCCAACCUCAGAAGCCAUGCCCGCCGCCUCUCUCAGAGGAGCUGGAGAGCAAAAGCCCUGGCGUGGAGUCUGACCCAGGCCUCGGCUCGGAGGAAGUCCAUCCCUUCAUCAGUUUGAGCCUGGAGGCGGAAAUGAUGCUGGAGAAGCAAAAGCAGCAGCAUCUCUGCCAAAUGGAUGACUUGAGGAACCAGCUGGAGAGCAAAAUCAAUGAAUUCAACUCUGCGGUUCAACGUCACGACGACCAGAAGAAUGCACUGGCCCUCCAACACCGGCAGGUGGUCCAGGCUUCGAGGGAGGAGCUGGCUAGCGUUAGCUCACGGGAACGGGAGCUCCAGAGCCAGCUUGAGCAAGCGGAGCUGGAGCGGUCGCACCUGGAGGAGGAGACGAGAGAGGAGGCGAGUACCUUGAAGCGGCAGCUCCUCGAGGCGGGUAGCAUUGCUAUGGAACUGGAGGAGCAGCUGAGGAACCUGCAGGAGUUAAAGCCCGACCUUCUUGCUGAGAUGGAGGAGCUACGUAACCAACACGCCAGUGCGAUAAAGACUGUGGAGAAAAAGAAUACGGAGCUGUUGAAAGCCAGACUACAGGAGUUGGAGAAGAAACACCAAGAAGAGAAGGUCAAGUUGGAGAAGAGCUGGUUGGAUUGUUUCGAAAGGGAGAAGGAAUUGCUGAGGCAAAGCCAUGAGCAGGAGCUGACAGCCAGACUCGAGGAGGCGAGGUCCUGCUUGGAGGAGGAGCACGAGCGAACUGUGAAAAAGCUGACAGAGGAGUCGCAGGAGCAGCGAGCUCGGCUGGACGAGCAGAACAACGAGUCCCUGCAGGCGCUGCUAGAGGAGGCAAUGUUAAGGCUGUUCAAGGAGCAGGAGGAGAAGGAAGGCCAGCUCCGGGAGCAGCGGGAGAGUGAGCGACUGCGUCUUCAAGAGCAGCACAAGCUGCGGGAGGCCAAGCUCAAGCAGGAGUGGAAGCAGGAGCGGUUGCAGUUAGAGGAGGACUACGAGAGCAUGCUCCAGGAGAGACUGGAUGAGGAACGGGAGAAGCAUGAGGCCGAGAAGGAGGAGCUGGAGAAGAGGCUGGAAGGCCUGAUGAACCUGCGGGACGAGAGCCUGCGGGAGAUGACUGUUAAACACGCCGAGGAGAGGAACGCGCUCAGUGGCAUGCUGGAUAAGCUACGAGGCGACAUUGCUCAGGAGAGGCAGCAGACAGAGGUGAGCUUCUCUGAGAAAAUCAAGCAAGUUGAAGAUCGUUUCUCGGGUGACCAAGAAUCCGCAGCUGCACGCUUUCAGGUGGACAUUUUGAAACUGGAGUGGCACUAUCAGAGUGAGCUGAGGGAGCUCUCUGAGAGCCAUGCAGAACAAAAGCUCUGCUGGGAGGCACAGUUGCAGAGAGCGCUCGAGAGUGCUGAAGAAUGGCGGAAAAAGACUGAAGAAGGAGCAGAGGGACUUCGGGAGUGGGAAGAAGAACGGCUUGAACUGGAGAAGGUUCAUGGAGAAGCCAUGCAAGCAAUGGUAAAAAAGAACCAUCAAUUGCAACACCAGGUUGAUAACAGCGCAACGGCCGCCCAGACCAAAGAAAUUGAGCUCAGUCACCAGCUGAACAAUCUGCACAGCCGACUCCAGGAGAGUCUGCAGGCCAAGGAGGAUCUUCUAGCUCGGUCUGACAAGCAAGCCAAGGACGCUGAUCUCCUCCUCAGCCAAACGGUAGAGGAUUUACAACAGGAGAGGGAGGAAUUUCACAGCAGCCACUCUCAGCUCCAGGCGCAAUACGAAGAGAUUCUUUCGAUAUCCCAUAGCCAGACCGCAGAGAGGAUCCUGAUGCUGACAGAGCGUGACGAUUUGAAGCUGAAGAUUGAGGAGAUGGAUAAGCUCCUCAAACAGGCGGUGGAUGACUUUGAGCUGGACACGAAGGAGCUUCAGGAACAGGUGGCUUUCCUCAUGGAGAAAUUGAAGAAAACCCAAACCCAGGAUCCGGGUUUGGGUGUGUCUAAAAAUGGGGAAACGCUUAUAACAUCAACUUCUGAUAAUUCCUUCAGUGAGGAAGAUCUGAAAGUGGAGAGCGACCCAACGGAUGAGCCUGAAGAAGACCUGUUGCAACUGAAGCGCGAUGCAAGUGAGAACCAAGACCUCCACGUCUCAUGGACUUGUAACACAAAUGUUCCAAGCGAGAGGAGUAAUGAUUUAGAAACUUCAAACUUUGAAGAACCGGAUGACAACCCUGAGGUUGUCCUUUGUCAUGGAGAAGACAGAGAGUUCCCAGAGACUGAUGGAAACGCAAAGGACUCUGCUUUCUCGCACAGUCGGUGCCAAGAUAAAGACUCGUCACUUGAGGCAUUGGGAGCUUUGGAAUUCUGUAAAGAAGAAAGUGGACCUCAAGAUGUGCCUACCUCUAUCUGUGAAAGCUCCUCACACAAGGAUCAGGAUUCUGAAGAUGACCCUGGUUCAGAAAUUGGCUUGGAUGAUUUCAACGGGGAACAUAAAAAUGUUAGUCCAAAACCUUUUGAUCAAGUUGUUGAUGAUGAACCCCAGAAUUUCUCCAUCUUUGAACUACAGUGUGCGUACUGUCAAACCAGAGAGGAGUGUCUUCUCAUGCGGGAGAAGAUCCUGUUACUCCAGCAGAAGACUGAGCUCCUCCAGAGUCUUUUGGAGCACAACAGCAAGAAGAUCCAAACUGGCCGUGAGUAUCUGGAGGAAAACUACAGCCUCAAAGUCAAGAUGUUCCUGCUGAUGGAGCACAUAAAUGUGCUAGAAAUGAAGGCAUCCAAACUGAAAGAGCUUCAGACUCGUUACGAAGAUUGUUUGUGUGAAAACGCCAAGUUAAAGGGGCAAAAUGCUGAACUCAAAAAGAAGGUCUGGAAACUGCAAAGCAGUGCGAGUGAUGAGCGGAUUUCUCUCACGGACGACAUUAGUAGGAUGCGACAGGAGAACCGUAAACUCUCAGAGUUGUUCAUGGACUUUGAGGCACAAAGGGACACCCUGGAUCUCGGAUUCCCCCCGAGCAGAAUUUCUGAGGCUUCUUGCGUCGAUGACAUCUGCGGUGACUUUGAGGUGCAAACCACCGAACUUCACAAAGCCAUCUCAGAGCUGCCAACCACGAACACAACUACACGGGCUAAUAGACAUAAAGUGGAGCAGCUCAACCAGGAGAAGGUUGCCACCGAACAAGCAGCAGAGAAUUUCCACCAACAGAUGUGUGAUCUUCACUCGCAAAGCCAGCAACUCCAGGACGAGAACGGAAUGCUAGCGGACAAGAACGCCCGGAGCCUGGCCGACGUAGAGAAGCUCAAGCGGCAGCUGGCCGAGCUGAUAAAAGACAACGAAAGGAAGGAGGUGUUCACCGGCGAGGAGAAGAAAGAGCUUCUAGCUUGUGUGUGCUCGCUGGAGGCCGAGUUGACCAAAGCUCUGAAGGACACAGCCAAGCUGGAGGACAGGAAUGCCCAGCUGGUCCAGCAGGUGUCUGGCCUUGAGGAGAAGUUGAUGCAGGCGGACUCGAUGGAGACUCAUCUCUGUCACCUGACAGAGGAGCGAAAGGAUGCGGCCAAAGAGACGCGGGGUCUUCGCAAGCAGCUGGCUCAAUCCCAGCAGAAGGUGAAGAAUAUGGAUGACACCCUCCAUGCCUUCAGUCAUCAGCGAGCUUGUCUAAGGUCGGAUCUCCGCAGCACGCAGCAGGACAGAGAUUCCCUCCGCCAGGAAGUGGCGAUGCUGCACAAGCAGCUGCAGAACGUCACUGAUGAGAACCACGUUUUGGAGCUGGCCUUGCACAAGUCCGCCGUCCAAAGUCCCAGCAGGAAGCUCCAGAGAGACGACACGCUGCAGCCGAAGGAACAAGACGACAAGGUCAGCAUACUGUCCCCGAAGCAGCUGCAGCAGCACAGACAGAGCCAGGCGGUGCUGCUCAAAACCUUGGAGCAGGAGAACGCCUCCCUCAAGCAAGAAGUGUACGACCAGAAGCUGGUCAUCAAGAACCUCGCUGCUCAGGAAGGACACGCACAGAUGGCCAAACUGCAGGAGGAAAAUGAGGCACUCAAGGCCCAAAUAGCUCGACUCACUGCGCAACUGUUUGAGUCAUUCCAGGCUCACUUCAUCGGACUCCUGCCGGUGUCGCCCCACAGGACGGCAAGGGGACAUCGGUCUGACUCCGACAAUGCGCAAGAUGACCAGGACCCCCGGAUGGAGCGCAUGGAAGCACGAAUGGAGGAAAUCGAGACCUCGCUGCAUAACGUCAAGCUGCACCUCAGGGAGAAGGUGGCUCAGCUCAAAGACCAGGGGCACAAGAACAGCCGUGUGUGCACGCUGAUUCGAGACCUGUACGUGGAGAGCGGUCAGCUGCUGAAGGCUCUGGAGGCAGCCGGGCGGCGACGCAGAACGGCUGAGUAGACCAAGCAGUCGGCCGAGGGCGACACCUUGACGCCACACGCGAGAGUAUGUAGUCCCAGACCCCCGUCUCGCCUCUCAUCGUCUUACAACUUUAAAUGUUACAUAAUGUGCACAUGAUUGUUUUUUAAAGGAGCCUGAAUGUCAGUAUUACAGUAAAGAAGCAGUAUUUUGUUUUUUUACAUUAUUACAUUGAAUGUAUUGCGGUUGUGUACAUCGUACCUCCUUCUCCACAAGGUGGUGCAAAAAUUGUAUUUAUUUUUUUACUUGAAGAGCCUGCGUUCACAAUUGUAUGUGUAUGAUUAUCAUGACAAAGGAUUACAAUGAUAUUGUGAAGGAAUGUUAGGGCCACACCAGUUGACAAUUUACUUGUUCGUAAAACUUACAGUAACAAGAUCCCCAACGUUCUAACGUUGACUUUUUUCGCAUUAAAUGACUUCUGCAUUUUUUUUUUUCCAUUCCCGCCUCUCAAAAAACAACUAAAGUUUGAUUAUAAAUGAGGGAAAAAUAGCACUCUAUAAUUAUUUGUUGUUUAUAAAAAAAACAGUAAUUACACAAAUAAAUGUAAAUAAUUAAACAAACAUCCCUUUUUUUUUUCUCUCCUUUUUUUUUUCUUUUUGCUGCUCCUUCCGGUGUGUGCAAGCCUUGCCACUUGGAGACAGAAAACAUCACGUAAUGGCAUAAUUAUGCAUCCAUCCAUUUUCUGAACCGCUCAUUCUCACUCGGGUCAUGGGCGUGCUGGAGCCUCUCUCCCAGCUGACUCUGGGCGAGAGGCGGGGUACACACUGAACUGGUUGCCAGCCAUUGUAAUGAGUGUCACUUAUUCGUGGGUGUCCACUGUAUGUCCAUUGUUAUUCCAGGCAAUCUUUUUACGAUAAUUCUCUGGAAAAAGAGUCACGUAAAGAAAAAGAACGCGGCACUUUUUAGUCUAACUGGACAGCCACCAAAGUAUGCACUGUUUGAAUUCUUAUUCUGAGUGUUUCUCCUAAGAGACGCAAAUUCCAGGUCCAAACAAGUGUUCUGUGUACGACUUCCCUUGUGAGGAGGUUUUCAGUGCCGUAUGAAUUUAUACAAGUGUUGUUCUGUACAAUGCAUGAAUACCAAAACACAAAGCUGUCUGUUGGCUGUAUGUUCCUGCUAGUUGAACAAUCGUGACUUUAUUAUAUACAGUGUAUAUUUUGUUUUUAAAUGUAAGCUAACACUACCUGUUGCACUCUAAUUGAGUGGUUCUCAUCUGUCGUCACUCUGGGGCCCGCAUUUUCCUAUUGUUGCGACCCACUUUCAUAGAAGUUAAGAACAAUUACAAGAAAAAAAAAUAACAAUUUGGUUUAAAAAAUAGCGUCUGAAAUCAUAUACCAAAUGUUAUAUUUUUAAAUGUUAUUUCAAAUGGGUUUGCUGUACUGCCAAAAGCAUAUUGGUUGCCACGACGUCCACCAGCCAAAGGCUGAGCUACGCUGUAUUUAUUUACAGCGUAAACUAGUGGAUAGAGAAUAAGAGCGUAAUAUUUCUUGUCACUUUCCUACCAUGUUCCGUCCGGGAACUUAGUACGCCUCUGACUGUACUGUACAGAAAAAAAUAGGAAUGUAAUUUUUUAAUGAGCUGUUUGCGACCCACCCAAAAUGGAUGCGUGACCCACUUUUGGGUGCCGACCUACCAGUUGAGAAUCACUGCUCUAAAUGUCAUGGGACAGCACUGUACUUUAAUGAAUAAAGACAUGUUACAGUAUAAUAUUUAUAGGUGGAAGUGCAUAAGUGGAUGGAUGUAUUGUGAAUGAAGGAUUUGAACAGAGUUGUUGUU